This is a messenger RNA of Plasmodium knowlesi strain H, 1575 nucleotides long. RefSeq names its product malate:quinone oxidoreductase, putative. Gene Ontology annotation, biological process: tricarboxylic acid cycle. Gene Ontology annotation, cellular component: cytoplasm. Gene Ontology annotation, molecular function: L-malate dehydrogenase (quinone) activity; (S)-2-hydroxyglutarate dehydrogenase activity; (S)-2-hydroxy-acid oxidase activity. The record is from RefSeq and is a predicted model, not a curated record. The transcript has a single exon. The coding region runs from base 1 to 1575 and encodes 524 amino acids. Lineage: Eukaryota; Apicomplexa; Aconoidasida; Haemosporida; Plasmodiidae.
AUGCUGCGAGUGAAGAACGUAUUCUGUAGGUACAGGAGCGGGAAGGGGGUUUCAGAGGCCCCGUGCAGUGCAGUUGAUAGAGUUAGAUGUGUGAGCACGCUUAACUCAGUCGGUUCAAUUGGUCCAAUUAACCAAGUCGGUUCGGUGGGUGAUCUUAAUGGGGCGAAGCGAGUGCGCCGCAUGAGCAGCGGGGAGGAGUUGGCAGCUGAUGUCUACGACACAGUCGUCAUAGGGGGGGGCGUGACUGGAACCGCCCUGCUCUUUCUCUUGUCAAAAUUUACAAGCCUAAAGAAGCUAGCCAUUAUAGAGAGGAGGAGCGACUUCGCUUUGGUUGCUUCGCAUGGAAAGAAUAACAGUCAGACUAUACACUGUGGAGAUAUAGAAACAAAUUACUCCUUCGAAAAGGCAAAGUUUAUAAAGCGCUAUGCGGAUAUGUUGAGGAAUUAUUUGUGUCAUCUUCCAGCUGAGAAGAGGGAGGAUAUUUCAAGUGUCACCCAAAAAAUGGUUCUCGGGGUAGGCGAGAAGGAAUGUAACUUCCUCGAACAAAGGUAUCCCGUAUUUAAAAAUCUUUUUAAGUCCAUGAAGCUUUACAACAAAAAUGAUAUACAUAGGGUAGAACCCAGAGUAGCUUUAAAAAAUGACAAGACACUUAGAGAGGAAAUGUUAUCAGCUUUGUACAUGCCACCAGAAUUAACGACUUGCGAUUAUCAGAAACUGUCGAGAAGUUUUGUUGAAUCGGCUAGAUCAAUGAAUAGUGUGAAUUCCAAGAAAAUUUCGAUAAACGUUAAUACGGAAGUUACAAACAUAGAAGAAGUGAAUGAUUCAUUAUAUAUAAUACAUACCAACAAAGGAAUUAUCAAAUCAAGGUUCGUUGUUGUUUGUGCAUGUGGGCACUCCCUAAUGAUUGCUCAAAAAAUGAAAUACGGAUUGGAAUAUAGUUGUCUUCCAGUGGCAGGAAGUUUCUAUUUUUCCGGUAAUAUACUUAAGGGAAAAGUGUAUACCAUACAGAACCCAGCUCUCCCAUUUGCUGCUGUACAUGGAGACCCCGAUAUUAUCGAAAAGGGGAAGACUCGUUUUGGACCCACUGCACUUCCAUUGCCAUUAUUGGAGAGAGAUAAUAUGAAAACAUUAGUCGACUUCCUAAAGGUUUGGAACCCUGAUUUCAAUCUUUUCCAUGUUUAUUUUAACCUUUUCAAAGAUCCAACAAUGUUAAAAUAUGUAUGUAGGAACUUCCUCUUCGAAAUUCCCAUCCUUAAUAAGUACUUAUUUUUGAAAGAUGUGAGAAAAAUUAUUCCUUCCUUGACGACUAGAGAUCUCACCUACUGUGUUGGCUAUGGUGGAGUCAGACCACAACUGAUAAAUAAAGUUAGCAAGAAACUUAUCCUUGGAGAGGGGAAAAUAGACUCUGGGAAGAAUAUUAUUUUUAACAUCACCCCCUCCCCUGGAGCCACCACCUGUUUAGGAAACGGAGAGUUUGACAUGAACACCAUAUGUGAGCGCCUCAAUGCCACUGUGGAUAAGAAUGCUGUGAAGAAAUUUCUCUAUCAGGGGGAAUAUCCCGUCGAUUAUUUGUAG